Messenger RNA from Pterocles gutturalis (yellow-throated sandgrouse), 4146 nucleotides. RefSeq names its product bromodomain and WD repeat domain containing 3 (gene BRWD3). Gene Ontology annotation, cellular component: nucleus. Gene Ontology annotation, biological process: regulation of cell shape; regulation of transcription by RNA polymerase II; cytoskeleton organization. NCBI's taxonomy places the organism in Eukaryota, Metazoa, Chordata, Aves, Pterocliformes, Pteroclidae. The record is from RefSeq and is a predicted model, not a curated record. Gene Ontology annotation, molecular function: protein binding. The annotation marks the transcript as partial. The transcript has 22 exons.
GGUCCAGGAAGAAUGUCGAGCUGCCAAAGGUGAAAUUGAAAUUAGUUUAUACACUGUUGAAAAGAAGAGAAAGCCUUCUCACACCUUACAACGGAGGGUCCAGGAAGAAUGUCGAGCUGCCAAAGGUGAAAUUGAAAUUAGUUUAUACACUGUUGAAAAGAAGAGAAAGCCUUCUCACACCUUACAACGGAACGAUUACCAGCCAGGAAGUGGCAGGUCGUUGAGAAGAAACCAACGCAAACGCCAGCACGCCUACCAAACGCGCUCCACGAUAGAGCACAGUCAGCAAGGAGCAAGUCAAAAUGCACGAGCACGGGAGGACUCAGACAGCUCCUCAGAGGAAGACGAGACUGUUGGCACAAGCGAUGCAUCCAUGGAUGAUCCUGUGGCAGCGUGGCAAAGCGAAAGCAGUUCCAGUGAUUCAUCAAGUGAAUAUUCUGACUGGACAGCAGAUGCUGGAAUUAAUCUCCAGCCUCCAAAGAGACAAACCAGGCAGGCAGCUCGGAAAAUCUGUAGUAGUUCUGAAGAUGAAAAUAUGAAGGGAACAAAAGGACUGGAGCCAAAACGAAGGAAACUUAAACAGCCUAGAAAAAAGAAACCCAGUGGGCUGCUUUCGAUGGAAGGAGAACCCAGUGAAGAAUGGCUUGCCCCGCAGUGGAUCUUGGAUACUAUACCCCGCCGCUCGCCUUUUGUCCCGCAAAUGGGAGAUGAGAUCAUAUAUUUUAGACAAGGCCAUGAAGCUUAUGUGCGGGCAGUAAGGAAAGCAAAAAUUUACAGCAUUAACAUGCAAAAACAACCGUGGAACAAAAUGGAACUCAGGGAACAAGAAUUUGUGAAGACUGUAGGAAUUAAAUAUGAAGUUGGGCCUCCUACGCUCUGCUGCUUGAAGCUUGCAUUCCUAGAUCCAAUCACAGGCAAAAUGACAGGAGAAUCAUUUUCCAUAAAGUACCAUGAUAUGCCAGAUGUUAUUGACUUCCUUGUGCUGCAUCAGUUUUAUAAUGAAGCCAAAGAAAGGAACUGGCAAAUAGGGGAUAGAUUUCGCAGUAUAAUAGAUGACGCUUGGUGGUUUGGAACUGUGGAGAGUCAGCAGCCUUUCCAGGCAGAAUAUCCCGAUAGUUCCUUCCAGUGCUACUCUGUUCACUGGGACAACAAUGAAAGAGAGAGGAUGAGUCCGUGGGACAUGGAACCAAUUCCAGAAGGAACAGCUUAUCCGGAGGAGGUUGGUGCUGGAGUUCCUGUGACUCCAGACGAGCUGACAGCUCUUCUCUACAAACCCCAGGAAGGAGAAUGGGGGGCCCAUUCCAGAGAUGAAGAAUGUGAACGAGUAAUCCGGGGGAUUGAGCAACUUCUUUCCCUUGACAUUUCUAAUCCCUUUGCUGUUCCGGUGGACCUUAGUGCCUAUCCCAUGUAUUGCACUGUUGUUGCGUAUCCAACUGACCUCACCACGAUCAGGAGGAGACUUGAAAACCGGUUUUAUAGGAGAAUCUCUGCACUCAUGUGGGAGGUACGCUACAUUGAACAUAAUGCCAGGACUUUCAAUGAGCCAGACAGUCCUAUCGUCAAAGCAGCCAAAAUUGUAACAGAUGUCUUACUUCGCUUCAUCGGGGAUCAGAGUUGUACUGAUAUAUUAGAAAUAUAUAACAAGGUGAAAGCAGAAGACCUCAGCAGUACUGAUGAAGAAGAGGAGGUGGCAGAAGUAGAUGUAGAUUCAGAUGCUCCAGGAACUUCCUCUGGAAAAAGACGAGUAAGACGACGAAUAAAGCGACAGCCCAUGAAAGCAAGUCCCGAUGCUUGGAAAGAGCAAUGCAAGCAGUUGUUAAACCUGAUUUAUGAAAGAGAGGACUCUGAGCCUUUUAGACAGCCAGUUGAUCUCUUCUCCUAUCCUGAUUAUCGAGAUAUUGUAGACACUCCAAUGGACUUCAGCACUGUGAAAGAAACCUUGGAAGCAGGAAACUACACCAGUCCCUUGGAAUUCUACAAAGAUAUUCGUCUAAUAUUCUGCAACUCUAAAGCUUACACUCCUAAUAAAAAGUCUCGAAUUUACAGCAUGACACUUCGACUAUCUGCCUUAUUUGAAAAUCAUAUGAAAAACAUCAUCUCCGAGUACAAGUCAGCAAUGCAAUGUCAAAAGAGGAAAAGGCCACGGUACCGAAAACGGCUAAGAAGCAGUAGCAGUUCACCCUCAACUAGCAGAGCGUCUAGCCCAAAAGGGAAACAGAAGCAAAUGAAGAUUCAACCUAAACCCAACCAGAAUACCUCACUGCCUUUGACUAGGACUAGUUCUUCAGUUUCAUCUCAUGUUUCAGAUACAGCAGAAGAACCUCUGGGUUCAGCCACUGGUGAAGAGAUGGAAGGCCAGCCAUCUUCCUCAGGCUCCAACGCACAGAACCGAAGUGGAAAUACCAUUGAUGCAGGGAAAGGUCGACCGAUCAGGAGUAAAUCUACACCAGUCAAACAAGAUCACUCUCCUGAUGGACCACUUACAAACGGCGAUGGCAGAGAGCCUCGGACGGGAGUCAAGAGGAAGUUAAUGAGUGCCUCGGAAGAUGAUGAGCGUCUGGAGGAGGCGGAGGAAGAGGAAAAGAAGAGAGAAUUAAAGGAAAAAUCUGGUUUAUCUUCAUCCGAAAGUGGGGAAUCGGGAUCCAGUUCCAGUUCGGAAAGCAGGAGUGGCUCUGAUUCAGACUCGGAAUCAACGUCUAGAACAGAUCAGGAUUACAUUGAUGGAGACCAUGACUACAGCAAAGUUGUGCAAUCCAAAAAACCCAAAAGAAAAAUCAAAAGAAAAAUCACCGCUGGGAAACGGAAUUGGCAGGGCAGAGGGACAGGGAGGAGAGGUAGAUGGGGCCGGUGGGGGAGAUGGAGUAGAGGGGGAAGAGGCGGUAGAGGCGGAAGAGGCUGCGGCCGAGGAAGAGGUGGCGGCAGGGGAGGAAGACGAGGCCGAGGGGGCAGAGGAGCCUCGCGAGGAGCCACCAGAGCGAAACGUGCCCGGAUUACAGAUGAUGAAUUUGAAACUCUGUUUGGAGGACAAUUUGGUGAAAAUGUGUUUGGAGGGCGAUUCAGUAGACCGCCUCGAAUCAAAACAAGGAACGAGGGCAGGAGAACUGUCUUGUAUAAUGACGAUUCAGAUAAUGACAAUUUUGUGCACACCGAGGAUCCUUUGAACCUUGGUACUUCCAGGUCAGGCAGGGUGCGGAAAAUGACAGAAAAAGCCAGGGUCAGCCAUCUCAUGGGAUGGAAUUAUUGACAGAUGAAAAAAAAACUUUGGAACAAUUUUAAAAGAACUUCAAUGGCCUUCUACUGCAGGGAUUUUACCAGAAAAAUCUACCAAGCAAGUUGUGCGGGGACUCCACUCACGUUUCACAGUGGUGCUUUUCCAUUCUGUCAGUUUGCGUUUGUUUUCAGACUUCAGAUCGCCACACUUCAUUGGUCAAAACAAGCCUUAGUCAUUAGGCCUUAAAUUACAGAAAUUCUUCCCCACGCACUACAAGCUCAUCCCAUUAAAGAGGCUUCCAGCUUCUCAAUAAGAACAUGACAUUUUGAGUCACGAUUAUGACUUCUCUCCCUUGUUUUUUUUUGUUUUUGUAUUAUAGAAAUAGCACCUUCUUACCGAGUUUUUAUGUGGUUUCUGCCAUAAAUCCUUAUACACAGUAAUAAUUAUACCUUUUGCACAAUACACCAAUCCUAAAGGCAGCUAUAAAAUGUUUACAGUUUCUAUAUUGUAAGAAGGAUCUGGAUUAUUUUAAUCUUCCCAGGCCAAACGUUCAUGAAUUGUGCUGAACUGAAGUAUGUCUAUACUACAGUUAUGGGUCCUGAUGUGCUUUCUAUCGGUUCUUUAUUCAUGUACAAAGUGACAAAGGGUUGGUGCCUUGUAAAUAUGUAGCAAACCUUUGAUGUGGUGUGUCCUAUGUGUGCAUUAACUUUAUUAAAAAAGAGAAUACUUGAGAAGUAUGAAUAUCUAGACAAAAGGUGCCAAAUGCAAAAGUUACUUGCAUCUAUUUUCUUUUUGUCCUCUCAUAUUUUUAUAGUAUUACUAGAGAUUGUGCAGCUAAGGGGUAACUUCAACAUUUGAAAGGUUCCUCCUCUUCAAAGCAUAACGUCAUUUUUAAUUGUAGCUCAGCUACCUCUAUCUACAACUACUGGAAACUU